This is a messenger RNA of Nakaseomyces glabratus, 351 nucleotides long. RefSeq lists its product as uncharacterized. The record is from RefSeq and is a predicted model, not a curated record. NCBI's taxonomy places the organism in Eukaryota, Fungi, Ascomycota, Saccharomycetes, Saccharomycetales, Saccharomycetaceae.
AUGCCUAAUUUUACUGGAGCCCUCUGCAAUUACACUAUUUCCACCGUAGUACCCCAGACAACAGAUUGCUCUCUACCUGCGCUUCUCCUGCCUUUCUCUCUCCCCCGGAGGCCCUCUGGAGGCCCCCGCACAACACGAGCACGGAUUCGCCCUACGUUGCACAGUGGGGGCACCAUAGCUACAGCCUCCAGCCUUUUACUGGAAGCAAAAAAAGCAAACUCGACGGAUAGAAGCCCAGGAACCCCCCAAGAAAACACUGCAGCUCCCUGUGGAAUCAUCACAAAGAGAUUAAAUUCUUUCGCGUCCGUCAAUUUCCUGGCAAAUUACACACAGAGACACCCGCAGGAAUAA